CAACCCUUCCUUCCUUAUCACACCCAUCUCUCUCUAUAUCUCUUCCCCCCUCUCUUCCUUCUAUUUUUGCCCUUCUUCCUCUUCAUUGUUAUAUUGCCUUGCUUCCCCAUUAUCCAAACUCUCUGAAGCUCACACAACUCAUAGAAACCUAGAGAGGCCUUACCUUCAUUCAUAUCCUUCUCCACAAUUAGCUUAUAAGCUAUGGUUUUCUAUAUGGUUGGUACAGCUCAGUAGCUCAUACCUAUUUAUUGCUCUCUGCUUCUCGUAUCUUUCAACUCAUUGAUAUAGUGCAAUAAAGACUUGCUCUGUUCUCUCUUGCAAUAGUUUUCAGACACUUAGUUUCAGGUAGCUAACUAUUUGGGAGUGUAAUAAGCAUCUUCAAGCUUAAGCUCAUUUCAAACAAGAAAGCUGAAAAUGGCACCCAGAAACAGUCGUGGAAAGGGCAAAGGUGGAGAGAAGAAGAAGAAGGAAGAGAAGGUUCUUCCUGUUGUGAUGGACAUCACUGUGAACCUUCCAGAUGAAAGCAGUGUUGUUUUGAAGCAGGGAAUAUCGACGGACAGGAUCAUCGACGUUCGCCAACUAUUAUCAGUCAACACAGAAACUUGUAACAUCACCAAUUUUUCACUAUCCCAUGAGGUAAGAGGGAAACGUUUAAAAGAUACGGUGGACGUCUCCGCACUCAAGCCAUGCGUCAUCACCUUGGUCGAAGAGGACUAUGAUGAAGAGCGCGCCACCGCGCACGUGCGGCGCGUGCUGGACAUCGUGGCCUGCACGACGAGCUUUGGCGCGUCACCGACGCCUCCGCCGACUCCAGCGAAGGACCAAAGCCUCAAGCCCGACGCCUCGUCCGCAGUCCUCUCCGGUAAAAAUUCGCAGGAUAAUAAGACCGCCAAGAAAUCCACCGCCGCCAAGCCUCAAGGCUCUGCCGGAGCCGAUAAGCGUGACGUGGCGGUCGACUCGGACGCCGAGCUGAGCCACUCUUGCCUCAAGCUCGGUUCCUUCUACGACUUCUUCUCUCUCGCUCAUCUCACUCCCCCUCUGCAAUUUAUCCGAAGGGUGACGAAACGACAUGUCGAUGAGAUUUCCGGCGAUGAUCACCUGUUUUCUCUUGAAGUGAAGCUUUGCAAUGGGAAGGUGGUUCUGGUUGAAGCUUGCAGAAAGGGAUUCUAUAGUGUAGGGAAGCAGCGCAUUCUGUGUCACAACCUCGUCGAUUUGCUACGCCAGCUUAGUAGAGCUUUUGACAAUGCUUACGAUGAUCUGCUGAAAGCAUUUUUGGAACGUAAUAAGUUUGGGAAUCUUCCCUAUGGCUUUCGAGCAAACACAUGGCUUGUACCGCCUAUUGCAGGGCAGUCGCCUUCAGGUUUCCCUGCUCUUCCUGUGGAGGAUGAAGCUUGGGGAGGAAAUGGAGGGGGUCUAGGAAGGGAUGGGCAAUUUGAUCUGAUUCCUUGGGCUAAUGAGUUUUGGUAUAUUGCAUCUAUGCCUUGCAAGACGGCGGAGGAGAGGCAGGUUCGAGAUAGGAAGGCAUUCCUUCUUCACAGCCUAUUUGUUGACGUUUCCAUUUUUAGAGCCAUUAAGGCUGUGCAGCAUGUGAUGGCAAAGCCGGAAUUAACAUGUUCAGCUGCAAACAGUGAGGUUCUUUAUACUGAGAGAGUAGGGGACCUGAAUGUGAUAGUAACAAAGGAUGUUAACAAUGCGAGCUGUAAGGUAGAUACUAAAAUUGAUGGAAUUCAGGCAACUGGAGUGGAUAAAAAGAAUCUAGCACAACGAAACCUUCUUAAAGGGAUCACUGCUGACGAGAACACCGCUGCACAUGAUGUCACCACUCUAGGUGUUGUCAAUGUCCGAUAUUGUGGUCACAUUGCAGUUGUGAAAGUUGAGGGCAAAGAAACUAAGAAAGUCGGUUCUCCAUCCCAAAGCAUUGACCUCCUUGAUCAACCUGAAGGUGGUGCCAAUGCCCUUAAUAUCAACAGUUUGAGAUUACUACUUCACACUACUACACCUUCAGAGCAGAAUAAACUGGCAUCACAUGGGCAAGGUCUGGAACAUGAAGAGCUUUCUGCUUCCUGCGCUUUUGUUGAGAAGCUAUUAGAAGAAAGUCUUGCUAAGCUUGACAAAGAGGAGCUAGAUUCUGAUAGUUUUGUGAGAUGGGAACUAGGAGCUUGCUGGAUACAACACUUGCAAGACCAAAAAAAUACAGACAAGGAUAAGAAACCAUUGGGUGGGAAGGCUAAGAAUGAGAUGAAGGUCGAGGGACUUGGGACACCUCUUAAAUCCCUUAAGAACACGAAGAAGAAAUCAGAUGGAGCCAAUAUUAAAGUGCAGUCUGAUAGCUCAAAGUCGCAUGCAGAUGGUGUUGUGGGAGAAGUAGAAAAUGCUAUAGGUUCUGUGGAAUCAAAGUUUGAAACCAGUGCUAAAGAAAAUGAGCUUGUGCUGACAGAGAUGCUCUCUGACGCAGCCUUUGCUCGACUAAAAGAAUCAGAAACUGGACUUCAUUGCAAGUCUCUGCAAGAACUGAUCGACUUAUCUCAGAAGUAUUACUCUGAAGUUGCUCUUCCAAAACUGGUAGCCGAUUUUGGUUCAUUGGAACUUUCACCAGUUGAUGGUCGAACUUUAACUGAUUUCAUGCAUACUAGAGGUCUUCGGAUGCGUUCUCUGGGGCAAGUUGUCAAGCUAUCGGAGAAGCUAUCACAUGUGCAGUCCCUUUGCAUUCAUGAGAUGAUAGUGCGAGCUUUUAAGCACAUACUUCAGGCAGUGAUUGCUGCUGUUAAUAACACUGAGAAAAUGGCUGCCUCGAUUGCUGCUGCAUUGAAUCUUAUGUUGGGGGCUCCAGAAAAUGAAGAAUUCAAUAAGUCUUUCAAUGUGCAUUCCCUUGUGUGGAGAUGGCUGGAAGUAUUCUUGCGAAAGAGAUAUGGAUGGGAUGUUAGCAGCUUCAACUACAAUGAUGUGAGGAGAUUUGCGAUUCUACGUGGCCUGUGUCAUAAGGUGGGCAUUGAGAUGGUUCCACGAGAUUUUGAUAUGGAGUCUCCAAAUCCAUUUCAGAGUUCUGAUAUUGUCAGCUUAGUUCCAGUACAUAAGCAAGCUGCAUGCUCUUCGGCAGAUGGUAGGCAACUAUUGGAGUCAUCAAAAACAGCCUUAGAUAAGGGAAAACUUGAAGAUGCAGUUGCAUAUGGCACUAAGGCUCUUGCAAAGCUGGUAGCAGUUUGUGGUCCAUACCAUCGAAUGACAGCAGGAGCUUACAGCCUCCUUGCUGUAGUUUUAUAUCACACUGGAGAUUUUAAUCAGGCUACAAUUUAUCAGCAAAAGGCUCUGGAUAUCAAUGAGAGAGAAUUAGGGCUUGACCAUCCAGACACCAUGAAGAGUUAUGGGGAUCUUGCUGUGUUCUAUUACAGACUUCAACAUACAGAGCUUGCUCUCAAAUAUGUGAAACGUGCUCUGUAUCUCUUGCAUCUCACAUGUGGACCAUCUCAUCCAAACACUGCUGCAACAUACAUCAACGUGGCUAUGAUGGAAGAAGGCCUGGGAAAUGUACAUGUUGCCCUCAGAUAUCUACACAAGGCUUUGAAGUGUAAUCAGAAGUUACUUGGCCCAGAUCAUAUUCAGACAGCGGCUAGUUACCAUGCUAUUGCAAUUGCACUCUCAUUGAUGGAAGCGUACCCUUUAAGUGUUCAGCAUGAGCAGACAACAUUGCAAAUUCUGCGUGCAAAGCUUGGACCAGAUGAUCUACGUACACAAGAUGCUGCUGCCUGGCUUGAGUACUUUGAGUCCAAGGCUUUUGAACAGCAAGAAGCUGCAAGAAAUGGGACUCGAAAACCAGAUGCAUCUAUAGCCAGCAAAGGCCACUUAAGCGUAUCAGAUUUGCUUGACUACAUCAAUCCCACUCAUGAUGCUAAAGGGAGAGAUGCGGCAAUGAAGAGGAAAACCUACAUAACAAAGUUGAAGGAAAAAUCCUAUCAAACUAUCAGCUCAGCAAGUUCUGACGAAUCUUCAAAAGAAACCACAAAAGAGGUUUCAGACGAAGAAACACAUACACUUGAACCAAGAGAAAGAACAGAUCCCAUCCAAGAAAACAUCCCGGCUUCAGUUGAACCCCAGCAUGUUGUAGAAGAGAUUCCUGAGGAAAAUUCAAACAUGAGCUCUUCUGAAACACAUGUUGAAGGGGAAGAUGACUGGCAUCCAGUUCAAAGGCCUAGAUCAGCGGGUUCAUAUGGGCGGCGUGUAAAGCAGCGGCGGGCAGCUAUUGGGAAGGUUUAUAGUUACCAGAAGAAAUAUGUAGACGCUGAUAUGGAUUACCCUUCAGUGAAGAAUACUAACCAAAACAGUAGGUAUUACCUUCUAAAGAAAAGGCCAACAUCUCAUGGAAGUUAUACAGAAAAUCAGAUUGCGAAUCCCUCCCAAGGUACUAAAUUUGGACGGAGAAUGGUAAAAGCUGUAGCAUACAGAGUCAAGUCUAUGCCUUUGUCUACCAAAGUUGUUGCAGCAGAAAGUUUGAGUUCCUCAUCAGAAGUCAGUCCAAAUGUUUCACCACAUGGGAUUGGUCCAGUUAAAGGUUCUAUAGUCAGUCUUGGAAAAUCUCCUUCAUACAAGGAAGUAGCAUUGGCUCCACCAGGUAGUAUUGCUAAAAUGCAAACUGUUUUCCCUCAGAGUGGCAUUCCAGAUAACCAUGAGCAUGGUAUCCAAAGACAAGAAGAGAAAAUAAUUGAAAUCAAAGGAGAUUCCAAACCAAAGGCUGUAGUUGAAACUAUACUUGAAGAAAAGAAGGAUCCUGUAUUGGUUUCCACAGAUGUGUUACGAGAGAAAACUGGACCUGUUGAGAAGAAAGAAGAUACUAAUUCACCUGAAGUGAAGGAAGAUAAAAAUUCACUGAUAUUCGGGACCGUGGAUGAACUUGGAUCCAGUGCUGUUAAGUUUCAAGAGGCAGCAGUUGAUAACGUAUUAGUAGAUGGACUGCCAAAAUCCAUUGAUUCUGCCAAGGAGGGACUCUGUGAGAACAAUCCAUCUGGCACUUCUGAAUUGCAUGAUUCCAACUCCACUUUGCAAGGAGUAGAUGAUUUGGAGGCAUCCUCGCUUGUUACUUCAGCUGAUACUCGGGGAUUGCCAAAUAAGAAGUUGUCUGCAUCGGCAGCUCCAUUCAAUCCCUCACCAUCCACUCGUGCUGCUCCGGUUCCCAUGAACAUUGCUAUACCUUCUGGUGCGGGUUCUGUCCCAACCAUUGCACCUUGGCCAGUAAACCUGAAUAUUCACCCAGGGGCAGCUACUGUCUUACCCACAGUUAAUCCCAUGUGCUCCUCUCCUCAUCAUCCAUACCCUUCUCCCCCUGCUACCCCGAAUAUCAUACAGCCAUUGCCAUUUAUGUUCCCUCCUCCUUACAGUCAACCCCAAGUUGUACGAACCAGUACCUUUCCUGUGACUAGUGCAUUUCAUCCAAAUCAUUACACAUGGCAGUGCAAUGUGAAUCCUAAUGUAUCCGAGUUUGUACCUACAACAGUUUGGCAUGGUUGCCAUCCAAUGGAAUUCUCUGCCCCAGCACCUGUUGUUGAGCCAAUUUCUGAUCCCUCUCCCUUGGAGUCAAAAAUUCAGAAUGAUGAUUCUGCUCCAGUUCUGCCAGUGGACAUUGAUAAUGUGGGGGAAACUAAGAAAGAAGCGGACAUUCUAACAUCAGAGGCAACUUGUAAUCCAAUUGAAAGUGUCAAGGAAGUUGGUCCAGAUCUUUGUGGGGUUGAGAAUGCUCAGAACGAACCAUGUGACAGCCCAAAUGGAAAAGUUGGAAGUAGCGCUGAAAGGACGACUGAUGGAGAGAAAACCUUCAGCAUUUUGAUAAGGGGCAGAAGAAACCGAAAGCAGACUCUGAGAAUGCCAGUAAGUUUGCUCAGUCGACCAUAUGGCUCACAGUCAUUCAAAGUCAUAUAUAACAGGGUGGUCAGGGGGAAUGAUGCGUCCAAACCCAUCAGCUUUUCAUCUAGUGAAAACUGCACAGCUACUGCUACAUAAACCCUAAUUUGUUUCUGUUACCAAUCGGGUAUAGCAGACCCUCGUCGAUUAUAUGCAGAAGGGACAGGAUUCACUUGAUCCCUUGGCUCUUACAUUCACAACCUUGCGAUAUUCUACUUAUACAUGGUUGGCGUAAAAGAGUUCAGGUUACAGUAGGAAGCUCACUUUUGUUGGAACUUCCAUGGGGAGAGUUUAUGGGGUGAAAAUUUUGGUUCAUCACAUAGUAAGAAAAUUUUGUUAUUCUGGAUGUCGGAACCACAGCGCAUUUGAAACUGAUAUUAUUUUGAUUUUUAAUUUGGAUCAAUUGUACAUGACUUGAUUAUUCUUUGUCACCAUUCCUUCUCUCAUUUUAGACGAGUAUUAACACUAGUUUCAGUGAAUCAUUUUUCUGUUGCA
This is a messenger RNA of Rosa rugosa (rugosa rose), 6384 nucleotides long. Its product is annotated as protein REDUCED CHLOROPLAST COVERAGE 1. NCBI's taxonomy places the organism in Eukaryota, Viridiplantae, Streptophyta, Magnoliopsida, Rosales, Rosaceae. Gene Ontology annotation, molecular function: protein binding. The transcript has 25 exons. Gene Ontology annotation, cellular component: cytoplasm. Gene Ontology annotation, biological process: organelle organization. The record is from RefSeq and is a predicted model, not a curated record. Bases 415 to 5988 code for a protein of 1857 amino acids.